UCCUCGUGAAAACACGCGCGUGUACACGUCAACGUCGUUUCACGCUCCCGCACGGGCGUGGUGGGCUCGCUCGUACAAGUCGUGUCAGACUCCGGACGACCUCGAGCGGGAGCGCCUCGGGCUUCCCAGGAGGUAACCCGAUUCGCUUUUGCGACGAACGUCCCUGAGCGAGCCCCGGAUCUAAAAAUUUCUCCCAAGCUCACGAAUAUAUUUCGGUUAUCUCGGGACGACGUUUAAUUUCCUACUCUUCUCUUUUUCUACGUACCCGUCGCCGACGACCACGCACUUGAUGGCCUGCAUCCUGGAUACCUGGAGUCGUCCGUAAUGCACACUCGGGAGAGCACGUAAAAUCGCGCGAGCGACGACGAUACGCGACGAUGCAGCCGAUUUCAGCGGGAGAGAAAGAGAAGCCCGAGUGUCAAAGAGAGGGAGCGAAGAGAUAGUAGGGAGGGAAAGAGGAACGAUAUAGGCGGGAGAGGAAGAGACAAACGGUGGGUACGUACAAACGCGACACACAGGAAGAGGGCAGCGUUGACGGACGAGCUGAGGGAGGGGGGGAAGAGAGGGUGCAGGAAGAGAAGAAGAGACGGCUCGCGUGACGGAGACGAUCGAGAGGUUAGAGAGAGAGAGAGAGCGAUCGGGAUGGACUCCUGCGAGCGAUUGGUGGGCCGGCUGCUGUCACGAUCGCAGCGGGAGGCAAAGCACACAUGUACACACACACGCGCGCGCGCGCGCAACACACACACACGCACACACGUAUACGGAAUAGUAUCGCGAGUUUCUUCGAAAUUCCCUUUAUGGAUCCUGUCGUCUCUUCGUGCGACGAUGAUGUAGCGAGGACAGACAACUGCGAAGCUGCAUGCGAGUGUACCAACACUUCGAGAUAUCGAGAUAUAUCUCGCCGUUUCGAUAUAUCGACACGCCUGUCAAAUAUGGGACAUACGUGUGUAUUUUCGGUAUCAAGAUCUGACGUUUAACUUGUCAAAAUUUUUUGUGGGUUAUGUUUGAUUAAUAAUUAGGAGAUGUUUGUUUAUGCGAAGAAGAUAGAUAUUGUAUCUUCGUGAAUGUGUGUCUUACAAAUUACGAUGCCACGGAAAUUACGUAUUAUGUUCGCGACUGCGACAACUCUAGGUUUGUGUAUCAUAAUAUUUCAGUUACGUUUAAUGCUUUACGAUCGCAGAUUGUCUUUAUCAGAUGACGAAAUACCUGUUGUAUUAUGGUGGACUCCCUUUGGUAAUAAUAAUCAAGUGAAAACUUGCGGAGAUGCUAAAUGUUACUUUACAUAUGACAGAGUAUUUGAAAACAACAGACGCUUAAAAAGUAUUUUAUUUUAUGGAAGCGAUUUCCGCGUUCAUGAUUUGCCUAAUUGGAGGAGCAACGCUGUAUCUUGGGGUUUACUUCAUGAAGAAUCUCCUAGAAAUAAUCCUAUACUCGUUCACGAGAAGACACUUAAUCUCUUCAACUAUUCUUCGACUUUUAGCAGAUUUAGUGAUGUGUCGCUCACACUUUUUGAUUUACUUAGUUUAGAAGAACUAACAGAAAAAUCGUAUUACGUGCCUACCAAAGAGAAGUCUGAAUUAAUGCGUACAAAAAAUUAUGCGCCAGUAUUGUACAUUCAAUCUGACUGUGAUACUGCUAGCGACAGGGAUCGCUAUGUCUUAGAAUUAAUGAAAUACAUUCGUAUUGACUCCUAUGGUACAUGUGUCAAUAAUGCUCGCCUUGAAGACAGGUUCAAGGACAAAUAUCUUAAUAUUUUAAAUAAUCGUGAAUUCUUGUCCUUUGUGGCCAAAUACAAGUUUACUAUAGCUUUCGAAAAUGCAAUUUGUAAUGAUUAUAUCACAGAAAAAUUGUGGAGGCCGCUUAUUGUUGGCUCUGUACCCAUCUAUUAUGGAUCACCGUCCUUUAAGGAUUGGCUCCCAAAUAAUAAAUCCGCCAUCUCAAUAUUAGAUUUUACUGAUCCAACAGCACUUGCUGAUUUUUUGCACAAACUUGUGAGAAAUGAUUCUGCGUACGAAGAGUAUUUAUCUCACAAAUUAAAUGAGCGUGAGUAUCGCGUCACGAAUAAUGCAUUACUACGUGCACUUGAAAGAAGAUCGACGGCAAUUCCUCAUGAAUUUGGAAAUUAUGUGGAAGAAUUUGAAUGUUUUGUUUGCAAAGAAAUACAGAACAAUCGCGAAUUAAAAAUACGUACGGUAACGAGAAGACAAUACGAUUGUCCUCUACCGAGAGAUCCUAUAACAGGCGAAAUCAGCAAACGCAAUUGGUGGAUACAGCAAUGGAAUAUCGAGAAAUGCGGAGCUAAAUUGUUAGCUCAUUAUAUAACUAAUAAUAUCAGCAUUAAUAUAAAGUAUUUUGAUGAACAAAAGAUGAAUAUGUAUGAUAAUAACGAAUGUUGAACACACAUAACAUAAGGAAUAUAAUUUUACGAACAAUUUUGAUAACAUAAAUACUCGAUUAUUUUACGAACUAUAUUAGGAUGAAUAUUUAUAAAUUUGAAUGAAUGUAUGUUUAAAAGUAUUUCUUUUU
Messenger RNA from Nylanderia fulva, 2526 nucleotides. It is a transcript of the gene FucTB, whose product is annotated as alpha-(1,3)-fucosyltransferase 10. Gene Ontology annotation, molecular function: alpha-(1->3)-fucosyltransferase activity. The record is from RefSeq and is a predicted model, not a curated record. Lineage: Eukaryota; Metazoa; Arthropoda; Insecta; Hymenoptera; Formicidae. Gene Ontology annotation, cellular component: membrane.